UCAUCCUCAAUCGCAUUAUCUUCCAUUCCUCUGUUCUUUUUAUUAUUUUGUUUUCUAGUUAAAAAACCAGAGGAGUUAGGUAAGGAAAGAAAAGGUACAACAAUGGCGGUUCUAAGAGCUGUGAUUGUGUCUCUAAUCUCACUAAUGUUGACUCUAGCAGAAGCUAGACUCCCAGGUGUUUACUCCGGAGGUUCAUGGGAAUCAGCUCAUGCUACCUUCUAUGGAGGUUCUGAUGCCUCUGGAACCAUGGGUGGAGCUUGUGGAUAUGGAAACCUGUACAGCCAAGGUUACGGGGUGAACACAGCCGCGUUGAGCACUGCUCUGUUCAACAAUGGGCUGAGCUGUGGUGCCUGUUUUGAGAUCAAGUGUGCCAAUGACCCACACUGGUGUCAUGCCGGAAGCCCUUCUAUCUUCAUUACUGCUACUAACUUCUGCCCACCUAACUAUGCUCUGCCCAACGACAAUGGCGGAUGGUGCAACCCUCCUCGCCCUCAUUUCGACCUUGCCAUGCCUAUGUUCCUCAAGAUCGCCGAGUACAGAGCUGGAAUUGUUCCAGUAUCCUUCCGAAGAGUGCCAUGCCGGAAGCACGGAGGGAUCAGGUUCACCAUUAACGGUUUCCGUUACUUCAACUUGGUUUUGAUCUCCAACGUCGCGGGUGCAGGGGAUAUCGUGAAGGUUAGCGUUAAAGGAGCAAAGACUGGUUGGAUGACCAUGAGCCGUAACUGGGGUCAAAACUGGCAGUCAAACGCCGUUUUGGUCGGCCAAUCACUGUCGUUUAGAGUGAGAGCCAGUGACAGACGCAGCUCCACCUCGUGGAACAUCGCUCCAGCCAAUUGGCAGUUCGGUCAAACUUUCACAGGCAAGAACUUCAGAGUUUGACCAGUCAACAACAACACACAAACACAACCAUUUUGAAGACUUCCCGCCAUAAUGUUAUUAUUACUUUUAUAAUUUUUUCUUUUUUAACCCUUUCUUUGGCUCCAGAAGAAAGUAUGUACUUUCCCCCUUUUUUUUUUUUUUUUUAAUCCGCAAAACUAAGAACCUAUUGAUCUGACUGAGGGUGUUGGAGAAUGUUAAAGUUAGAACUAUGGAGAGGGUUUGACUAAGUGUGAGAAGCCUUGUUUUUAACAAAUUGAUUGGUGGGAUUGAGGUGAGUGUCACUGUUUUUUAAUAGUGAAAACAGUGAAGGGAUUUUAGGGUAGGUUUGAAGCGGCUGCACCAAAAAGGUCUGCAAGCCCGCAGCCUGUAUAAGUAUACCAGUGAAAUUUUAGUAUAUGAUAUGGUAUAUAUAUAUAUAUAUGUCGAGAAAAAGUGUAUUGUAGUAAGUUUCACUCUGUAAAAGGAUGACUUUUGGAAUGUCAUAUUUUGGUUUGCUUUUGUUUCA
Humulus lupulus (European hop) is the source of this 1384-nucleotide messenger RNA. Its product is annotated as expansin-A6. Gene Ontology annotation, cellular component: extracellular region. The record is from RefSeq and is a predicted model, not a curated record. The coding region runs from base 103 to 879 and encodes 258 amino acids. The transcript has 3 exons. Lineage: Eukaryota; Viridiplantae; Streptophyta; Magnoliopsida; Rosales; Cannabaceae. Gene Ontology annotation, biological process: plant-type cell wall organization.